UUCCCACAUACGCACAGAAGAGGUGUGCCAGCCAGACCGGUACCACAAGAAGGCUGUUGGCUGCUAGCCUGUGGAGGAACACCUGCCAGGUGGAGCAGAGGCUAGGCCGGACCUGGAGGAGGGGGAACAAGCUCUUACUGAGCUGAUCAGCCUAGACACACAGAGCUUUGCUGUGGCCAGUGGAGAGGAUCAUGUCCAGGAACUGCUGACCCCCAGCUACCAGCUCAGAAUCAUGUCAACAGGCCGGCGGAUAUGGCAUACACCCAUGCCACCCCACCAGAGCAGCUCCACAACCACAGUGCCCAGGUCCCCUGGCUCAGUUGGCAGUCCCAGGUCCCCUAGUACUCCUGGCUCAGAGAAGGUAGCUUCUCCACUGGAGUGUUCCAUCUGCUUCUCAGGCUAUGACAAUAUCUUCAAGACACCCAAGGAACUUUCCUGUUCUCAUGUCUUCUGCCUUGAGUGUUUGGCUAGACUGGCAGCUGCCCAGCCUGCAGGCCAUCCUGGCAGAGAAGCUGUGCCUUGUCCAUUCUGCCGGCAGCCCACAACUGUGCCUGCUGCUGGGGCUCCUGCACUACGCACUAGUCGUCAGCUACAGGCCAAGAUGCCAGUGCACCUACAGAAGGAGGAGCCUGUAUGGCUUGAGGGCACCAAAUUGUGUUGCUGCCCCUUGCCCACCACUUCUGGCCAAGAGGCCAGUGGCUUUGUGUGUGUGGAUGUAGGCCUGAACAAACCAGCUGAGCCCAGCUUACCGCCACCUAUCCAGGACCCUGCACCCAACCGAGGCUGUCUGGCCCGCUGUUGGGCACGCUUUGGGGAUUGGCGUCGUGUAGCUCUGGUUUCUGUGCUGUUGCUGGUGCUGUUUUGUGUGGUACUCUGGCCCGUGCAGUGUGCACUCAAAACUGGAAAUCUGCGCUGCAUUAACCGGCCACCUGUCACCACUGCCACUUUCACUGCCACCACCGAUGCCCUCUCCCUUGGGCCCUUAGCCAACAACUAGGGUCACCAAGUUGGCCAGGCUAUUCCACCAGAUCCAUGGAUGGGUCUCUGACCCCCUGAGGUUAAGAACACAGCAGCUUUGGAAGUUAGUUGGUCCCCUAGAACCCAAUAUAGGACACAUAUGUGUCCCCCACUCUCCAGGACUAGGUGCCACUGGGGACUAAAGUACUCAAAGCCUCUAAGAACUACAGGCUUCUAAAGGUCUUAGAAACUGUCCGGGGACCCUGUCAUGAGGAAAGAAACCCAGGAAUGGCUGGCCAGACCCCUGGCCUCCCUGAAUUGUCAAAACAGCAGAAGUUUGCCAUCCUUGCUUUCUUAAGACAUUUUAUCAGGGUCCUCCCCAGUUCCUUUCUCUAGGAAGGGCUAGACCCUUCCACUUGGUGGGAAUGCUAAGCAGCUAGUUCUCUAAUUAAGAGUGAAAGUAAAAAGGCAGGACACCUGCUCAUGCCACAUCAAGAACUUGCUAGCUCUCCCUGGCUGGUACCUUUUAAAAUAAAUUAUUUUCUAUAAA
Molecule: messenger RNA, 1507 nt
Organism: Meriones unguiculatus (Mongolian gerbil)
Lineage: Eukaryota; Metazoa; Chordata; Mammalia; Rodentia; Muridae
Gene: Rnf223
Product: ring finger protein 223
Exons: 2
Coding region: 233-997 (254 amino acids)
Biological process (GO): protein ubiquitination
Molecular function (GO): ubiquitin protein ligase activity
Source: RefSeq, a predicted model, not a curated record